Impatiens glandulifera is the source of this 1871-nucleotide messenger RNA. RefSeq names its product probable protein phosphatase 2C 35. The transcript has 3 exons. Gene Ontology annotation, molecular function: cation binding; protein serine/threonine phosphatase activity. Gene Ontology annotation, cellular component: nucleus; cytosol. NCBI's taxonomy places the organism in Eukaryota, Viridiplantae, Streptophyta, Magnoliopsida, Ericales, Balsaminaceae. The record is from RefSeq and is a predicted model, not a curated record. Bases 467 to 1759 code for a protein of 430 amino acids. Gene Ontology annotation, biological process: protein dephosphorylation.
GAUCGUGGGGGUGAAAAAGGUCUCUGUGUUUUCUCUGGUUUAGGGUUUCUUUCUUUCUUUCUUUCUUUCUUUCUUGCCCUUUUUCUCUUUUACGAAAUCUCUGGGACCAAAUCAGAUCUUCUCUCCAAUUGUUGUGUAAUGAGUUGUUCUAAUCGCUCGUUGAACCUUCCAUGAAAAAGUCCACUCACGAAUAACUUUCAUGAUUAGCAACAACGUGGUCAAGUUUAAUUCUUUCUGGGUUUUCGAGGGGAGAGGAGAGGAGAGGAGGGGCUUAGCUUUCUGGGUUUUCCUUCUCAUGGCUGAUCAUCAUCGCCACCUCCUUCCUUCUCCAAAUACAAUCUUCUUCUUGUAAUUCUUCUUCCUCCAUGGAGUUCUCAUUCAAUCCUAAUGUGGAAACUUUCUUCAGCUAUAUUUAUAUAGAUAAUAGUAUUACGAUAUUCAUCUGAAAUUUGCUUUGAUCUUAAACAUGGGUUGUGUCUGUGCAAAGUGCUGUACCCAUUACCCAAAGUCUUCAGACGGAGGAGAUGACAGAGACUCUGCCCAACUGAACACAUUUACUAGUCAAGGUAAACAUUUAUCUGAAGAUACCCUUUCGGAUGAUGCUCUUAUUCCUUCACACAAACUGAAGCUUGCAUAUUCUGUUCUCACACAAAGAGGUUACUACCCAGAAACGCCGGAUAAGGAUAAUCAAGAUUGCUUUUCCGUCAGAACUCAAAUUCAAGGUAACCCAAAUGUUCAUUUCUUCGGUGUGUUUGAUGGGCAUGGUCAAUAUGGUACGCAGUGUUCUAAUUUCGUUAAGGAUAGAUUAAUUGAGAUUCUGUCCGAUGAUCAGACAUUACUCGAUGAUCCGGUUAAGGCUUUCAAUUCUGCGUUUCUAGCUACGAACGACGAGUUACACAGCAGCGAAAUAGACGACACGAUGAGUGGCACGACUGCAAUCACGGUUCUAGUCGUCGGUAAUACGCUUUACGUCGCGAAUGUGGGUGACUCGAGGGCUGUGAUCGCUUUGAAAGAAGACGGUAGUGAUGAAAUUGUGGCUGAAGAUUUAUCUCAUGAUCAGACGCCUUUUCGCAACGACGAAUGUGAGAGGGUGAAGCUCUGUGGUGCUAGGGUUUUGAGUGUUGAUCAAGUGGAAGGUCUAAAGGAUCCGAAUAUUCAGACGUGGGGGGAUGAAGAGACAGAAGGCGGCGAUCCUCCCAGGUUGUGGGUACAGAAUGGGAUGUUUCCCGGGACUGCUUUUACUCGUAGCGUUGGGGAUAGUAUAGCCGAGAAGAUCGGGGUAGUUGCUGUUCCUGAGGUAUCAGUAAUUGAACUCAAACCGAAUCAUCAGUUCUUUGUAAUUGCAAGUGAUGGUGUGUUUGAGUUCUUAUCCAGUCAAAUUGUCUCUGAAUUGGUGACAAGAUACCCAGAUUCUCGAGAUGCUUGCUCAUUCAUAGCAGGAGAAUCGUGCAAAAUAUGGUUGGAGAAUGAAAACCGGACUGAUGAUAUAACGAUUAUCAUUGUGCACAUUAAAGAGUUAUCUGAUUUGGUUCCUACGAAUGUGGUGGUGGUCGGAGGAGUAGGCAGUGGGGUUAAUAACAUGGAUGGAAUGGUGCUAAAAACAGACAAAGGAAACACUCGAUGUCUAUGUCAUGCCUCAUGCCUACUAUUCCGGUAUAUUGCUGCACAAUCGGGUGAGUUGAUUAUGAAAAGGGGAAGAAACAGAAGAUCUAAACCUAGUAUUCCAUCGGAGUCCUUACCAUCUCCUCCAUUGGGCUAACUGUGAAUUUCAUUCAUCUUGUUAGUUGUAACAAGUCAGUCGUAUGAUAAUAUUGAAGUUAUAAAACAUUAUUGUAAUUCUCUUUGAUUUUUGGGCCAAGAGUAUUGCAAUU